UUUAGCCACUUAAUUUAUUUUUUGGCUGACAAAACUUGGGCCCACCUCUCUCUCUCUGUAUGUAUAUUUUAACCUAAAAAAUCUCACCAUUUCCAUGAAUUAACUCCAUCUACACUGAAUCUACCUCACUAUACAACAUUUUGAAGAACUUGACGACAGAUUUGAAUCUGGUUGACAGCGAUUCAUAGGCAAAAGUCGUGAUUUGAAGAGCGAACUCUAGAGUUAUGGAGAGGAAAGGAGGAAAUACAGUUCCCAGUUCACCAUCGCACACCCCGAGAUCCACUGACAAGGCAGUAAGAGAUCUCCGACAUGUAGAAGGAAAUAUGAGUGGUAAACAUGAUAAAGAAAAAGGCGUGAAUGUUCAGGUUGUUGUGCGUUGCAGACCAAUGAAUGCUGAUGAGGAGAAAUUGCACACACCCAUGUUAUUACAUGUUCAGAAAACAAGAGGGAAGUAUGUGCAGUUCAGAAUAUAGCUAACAAGCAGAUUGAUAGAUCAUUUCUGUUUGACAAGGUCUUUGGUCCAAAAUCCCAACAAAAGGACUUAUAUCAUUCAGCAGUAUCUCCCAUAGUUUUUGAAGUUCUUGAGGGAUACAACUGCACUAUAUUUGCUUAUGGCCAGACUGGAACUGGGAAAACAUACACAAUGGAAGGAGGAGGGAGGACUCAGAUAAGUAGCAGCAGUCAUGUGGCUAUUAGAUGGUCGGUGAGGUUCACCGGAGACGACAAAUGGUGGUCAAUGAUUAAACAAACAACUCAAUCCCCUUAUUUGUUGAUAUGAAUCUAGUUACAGCAGGAGUACAGGACCUCUAUUUGCAAGUGGGUUUCAGGGAGAGAGUUAGAGAGAGAGAGAGAGUAUGGGAAAAUUCAAAGUCAAUAUAAGAAAAUUGGUCAACAAAUGUCAAUGUGUCAAAGAAGUAACCGGCUGACCCCUUCACUUUGGCCAAAAGGAUGUAAUCGACCCGACAAAAACAACUUCGUGCCCUCAUAAGGCCACAAAAAUUGUUUAGGGACUAAAAGGAUAAACCCUAGAAAGUUUGUAGGGCAUUUGUGUCAUUUUCCGUUUUUUUAAUGGGAUAAGGAUGAAGUUUGAUUUAGAUUCUAGCGGAAGAUAUUUUUUGAUAAAAUUAUGUAAUUGGUCAAAAUAGUUUGACAAAACGAAUAUGAUGCGAUAUCUCGAGGACAAUUAUGAUAUA
This is a messenger RNA of Lactuca virosa, 1193 nucleotides long. The record is from the annotation of a GenBank genome assembly. NCBI's taxonomy places the organism in Eukaryota, Viridiplantae, Streptophyta, Magnoliopsida, Asterales, Asteraceae.